Molecule: messenger RNA, 1128 nt
Organism: Colletotrichum higginsianum IMI 349063
Lineage: Eukaryota; Fungi; Ascomycota; Sordariomycetes; Glomerellales; Glomerellaceae
Product: WW domain-containing protein
Exons: 3
Coding region: 1-1128 (375 amino acids)
Molecular function (GO): protein binding
Source: RefSeq, a predicted model, not a curated record
AUGUCUUUCUUCAAGAAGCUCACCAAGGAGUUCGAGGACCUCAAAACCUCCUUCUCCGACGACAAGCCUGCCGAGAAGAAGGAAGAGAAGAAGGACGACCAGCAGCAGCACACCGGCGAACGCAACUUCGGUGAUCACUCGCAGCAGCAGCAGCAGCAGCAACAGUACGGAGGAUACGGCAGCGGCGCUCCCCCCUCCAACUACCCCUACCCCUCGCAGGCACAGCCUCAAUCCGGCCCGGACCACGGUUACGGCAGCCAGCCCAGCUACGCCCAGACUCCGCCUCCGGCUCCCCAGUCCGCCGCGCCCCCAAUGGCCGCUCCUCCCGUCUCAAGCGGCUGGCUCGUCCAGUGGGACACCACCAACAACCGCUGGUUCUACGUCGACCAGAGCACCGGCCGUUCCCAGUGGGAGCACCCGUCCCCUCCCACCGGCCCCCAGGGCGGAUCCUCCUACGCCCCGCCUCCCGUCCCUCCCCACCCUUCCUCCGACACUAGAGCGUUCGGGGGUGACCAGGGCCACGGCUACGGCUCUCCCGCUCCUUCUUACGGCGGUGCUGCCCCCUACGGCGCCCCGUCCUACGGCGGCUCCCCCGCUCCUUACGGCCAGGCUCCUUAUGGAGGCGCCCCCUCUCCCUACGGUCAGCCUCCUUACGGCCAGGCUCCUUACGGCCAGGACCCUUACGCCCAGCAGGGUGGCAAUAACCCCUACGGCGACAAGGACAAGGAAAAGAAGAGCAACAGCAGUGGCAUGCUUCUCGGCGCCGCCGGUGGACUCGCCGUCGGCGCUGUUGGUGGCGCUUUGAUCGCGAACGCUCUUAACGACUCGGAUGACGAGAGCAAGGCCGCCGCUGCUGCCGCUCCUGCCGCGCAGCCUCAAUACGGAGGCUACCAGGACCCCUACGCGGACUCUAGCGCUCCUCCCGCUGUUCUCCCACCCACUGACGCCGAUGGCGAGUCUGUGUCUUCCAGCGACCGCGAGGACGUCCAGGACGCCCGCGCCGAGUAUGAGGAGGCUUUGGCCGCCGCUGCGGACUCAGAUGCCAGCAGCAGCGACCACGAGCGUCUCGAGGAGGCCAGAGAGGAGUACGAGGAAACGUACGAGGAAGUUUACGGCGAUGACGACUAG